AUGGAUGAGGCAGAGGAGCUGGUGCCGAGCCCCUGCGCAAGGAGAGGCUCUCGCAGUUUCACCCCACAACAGUACCAGAUGCUGGUGACAAAGAUUUACCAGGAGAAGAACCCUUCCAUGCUGGGAGACUUGAGCUUUAUGUUUGCCAAGUACGAGGGCCGGGAAGAGGAGCUGUUCUCUCAGGUGUGCCUGAAGUACGGUGGCGAUGAGAAGGCUUUGACCCAGGACCUGCCCAGCCAGGCCGAGCUGGACGAGGACGAGCUCCUGGAGGCGAUCCUCCGCCUGGAGGCGGAGAACCAGCGCCGCGCCUGGCUGCUGCGCCGGAAGAAGGACGAGCUCCGGGAGUUGACGCGGCUGAUCCGCCUGGGCCAGGAGCGGCGCCGCUGCCACGCCUGCGACCUGGGCCUGUGCCGCCUGCAGCGCUUCGUGCGCUGCGCCGGCGAGGUGUGCUGGCUGACGGAGGAGGAGGCCAACUGCUGUGAGGGCUUGGAGGGCUUGGAGGGCCUCGAGGGCCUCGAGGGCCUCGAGGGCCAAGGCUUGGCAGAACCAGGCGCGCAGUCUGUGCGGGAGGACUUGCGCCGGGGCACGCAGUGGAUGAUGAGAGAAUUGAGGGCUGUGCUGGUGAGCGUGGCCCAGGAUCAUCCACAGCUGGCAGAGCUUGCCCACUACCUUGCCACCUCAGGCAAAGCCCACAUCAAUAUUUAG
Effrenium voratum is the source of this 705-nucleotide messenger RNA. The record is from the annotation of a GenBank genome assembly. NCBI's taxonomy places the organism in Eukaryota, Dinophyceae, Suessiales, Symbiodiniaceae.